Messenger RNA from Lachancea meyersii CBS 8951, 906 nucleotides. NCBI's taxonomy places the organism in Eukaryota, Fungi, Ascomycota, Saccharomycetes, Saccharomycetales, Saccharomycetaceae. The record is from the annotation of a GenBank genome assembly.
AUGGUGUCGGAACAAGAGCUGCUGGCUUCAUACCCUCAAAAGUGCGCUCCUAAUUCAGUGUCUGGAACGCCAGGCAAUUUGUCUGAGAUGCAGUUAAAGUCGCUUGCUGAAUUAAGGGCAUUGUUGAAGGAGGGCGGGUUCACGGAAAGACUAGACGACUCCACCCUGUUGAGGUUUCUCAGAGCUCGUAAGUUUGACGUCGCUGCCUCAAAAAUCAUGUACGAAAACUGCGAAAAAUGGCGUAAGGAAUUUGGUGUCGACAAAAUCUUUGAAGAAUUCCAUUACGACGAAAAGCCUUUGGUUGCCAAGUUCUACCCUCAAUACUAUCAUAAGACGGACAACGACGGCCGUCCUUUGUACUUCGAGGAGUUGGGCUCCGUGAAUCUCACCGAGAUGUACAAGAUCACCAAUCAAGAACGCAUGCUAAAAAACCUGGUGUGGGAAUACGAAUCGUUCGUCCGCUACAGACUGCCUGCAUGCUCCAGAAAAGCGGGCUACUUGGUCGAAACCUCGUGCACCAUUCUGGACCUAAAAGGAAUCUCCAUCUCUGCCGCGGCCCAAGUACUCAGCUACGUCAGAGAGGCUUCAAACAUUGGCCAAAACUACUACCCAGAACGCAUGGGCAAGUUUUACCUCGUCAAUGCUCCAUUUGGCUUCUCCACCGCUUUCCGUCUGUUUAAGCCAUUUCUGGACCCCGUUACUGUCUCCAAGAUCUUCAUUCUCGGUUCCUCGUAUCAGAAGGAGCUACUGAAGCAGAUUCCCGCAGAAAACCUACCGGUCAAGUUUGGAGGUAAAUCGGUGGUGAGCGAAGAGCAAGGUGGUCUAUAUCUGUCCGACGUUGGACCUUGGAGAGACUCUACAUAUAUCGGGCCCGAAGGUGAAGCUCCUACUGCCUUCAAAGUCUAA